Molecule: messenger RNA, 3245 nt
Organism: Eupeodes corollae
Lineage: Eukaryota; Metazoa; Arthropoda; Insecta; Diptera; Syrphidae
Gene: smg
Product: protein Smaug
Exons: 7
Coding region: 603-3185 (860 amino acids)
Biological process (GO): regulation of DNA-templated transcription; negative regulation of translation; regulation of mRNA stability
Cellular component (GO): P-body
Molecular function (GO): protein binding; translation repressor activity; mRNA binding
Source: RefSeq, a predicted model, not a curated record
UGAAAAAUAUUUUGACAGACAUUCUUUAAUUUAUAUGAAAUCCGUGAAUUUAAUUUUCAAGAAAAGUUUAAUGCAUACGAAUUUAUUUAACACAAUAAAACUGCAAAAGUUUUACUAAAUUAGUCGCACUAACUCCUCAAUCAAAUUCCCAGCCCCAACAAUGAAGUCAGCAAAACCAUCCAAAGCCAAUAACUAAAAAUUUACUUGAAAUGAUUUUGCUUGGUAAUUAUUGUAAUCAAUUAUUAUUGAACCUAUUGAACGAAGAUCCCACUAAACGGACCUGCAAACGGUAAAAUCUAAAAUCUAGGAAGAAAAACAGUUUUAAAUUGGAAAAGGCGCCUAAAGGUUCACUUCCUGCCAAAUAAUAAUGAUAUAAUGGAUGGUGGGCCUCUGAACGUGCUAGAAUUAGAAUAAAAAUACAAAAUCUAAAUAAAAGGAAAAAACUUGUUAAAAUUUAUUCCAAGUGCUAAUAGUCUCUGUUCUCCUAGUAGUGUGUUAAAUUUAUAUCAAGUUUUUUUUUUGUUUGAUAUUGAAUGUUGAAGCAGUUCUCACGCUGCAUUGCGAAUUGGAAGCCUGAUAACAAAUAAAUACUAAGCAACAAAAUGAAAUACUCCAACGAAAUGUCCACAUCACUUUAUUGUGAACAAGUUAGCACAGUAAAUUCAUUAUUUGACAAAUGGAGCGAUUGCGAGCGAACGGUUGUCAUUUAUGCGCUAAUAAAACGAUUGCGCUACCCGAGUUUAAGAUUUCUACAGAACGCAUUAGAAAAUACAUUAACUCUAAAUGCUGGCUUAUACAACGGUGUACCAACAUUCGAUAUAAACGCCAACAGUCCAUUAUAUCUGGAAACACUUAUAAAUGCAUAUAAAUCCCUUCCAUCAAACGAUAAUACGGAUAAUACAGACAAAGAAGCCAUUUACUUUGGCUCUGAUUUUAUGUUUAAACCCGAUGGAAAAUUGUAUAACAAAAAAGAGGAUGUACUCAAUGAGAUUUUAGAAAUAGUACCACUUUUGAAACCAGGAAACGAAGAAGCCAAAGCGAUUUAUUUGUCACUUAUUCCAUUGGCUGUGGAAGACACUGGCCGAGAUGUCGUUUCUCCGGAGUUGGUUCAGCAAAUUUUUUCCUUUCUUCUUAUUCAUCCAGCAAUUUCAAGUGACGACAGAAGAUCCCUUAAUCAGUGGUUACGGAAUUUAGAAGAAAAUAUUCAAUCGUCAUGUGUGUCGGUUGGUCAUCAUAGCACCUACGGUCUUUCUAAUAACACCGACGGCAGCUCGACAAACUCAACUACGUCCGUAUCGUCAUCAGUGGGUAGUGUAACUUCUAAAAAUGCCUGGCAAGCAAUCGCUCCUCCACAACAAUCAAAUAAAACUCAGCUACAAUCACAACAACCAGUCUCCGACACACCCGACUGGAAUGUCAAUUUGCCGACCAUUUCCAAUAAUCUCUGUGAUAAUUUUAGCGGUAUUAAAAUAAACGAAUUAGGUUCUAGUCAAAAUAGUUUAGGGCUGAGUAUAGGAGGAACAGUGGGUGGAGUGGACAUUAACAGUACAGUAAACACCAACACCGAAGACCAUCAUACGUCAUUUUCCAGAAAUGGCACAGAAAUAAUAGAUUUCGAAUCAAAUACUUGCGAUAGCUGCAGCUGUGCUCAGGUUGGGUUUCCUUCAUCGCUUAACACCUGUGAUAAUUUCAACGAAAAUCGUUGGAGCCUGGAUGGUAAAAUCUCUUGCAUGAAAACAAGGCGCUCAAAUAGCUUAACAACUGCAAUAUCUUCGUUUGCGUCUGCAAAUCCCUUGGUGACUGCAGUUAGUGAUAAUUGCUCGAAUUCGUCGGAAAACUUAGCCCAUUACGCUCUAAAGCCACGCAGUUUCUCACUUUCUAUCGAAAAUCCACGAUCCUCAUUGAUAUCUAGUGAUUCUGAUUCAAGACUGGAUGAGAUAAAACCAAAUUACCUUAAAUUCUCAACACCCAAUAGUGGAAUGUCGAAUAUUGGACAAUGGCUAAAAAGCCUGAGACUACACAAAUACAUUGAACUAUUUAAGAAUAUUACAUAUGAAUCUAUGCUUGAAAUCACCGAGGAAUAUUUACAAGAUUUGGGAGUUACCAAGGGCGCAAGUCAUAAACUAGCACUUUGCAUAGAGAAGUUGAAGGACCGAGAAAACAAUUUGACACGAAUCGAACAAGAUUUAAUAACUGGUCAAUUAAAACUUAAUUUUGCAAUCGAAGAGCUAGCAGGCAUUGUUUUGACACCAAUGAAACCUGUAGAUGCAGUUUUAGAAAAUGUAGCUUUCAAAUUCUUAAAAGUCAUUGAUUUAAUUUCAAGUGCAAUUCUUCAAAAAGAAACUUGUGGCGGCGGCCAGCCAGAUGAGGAAAAUGUUUCGGUAUUGCUAUGGAUAUUAGAACGAACAAUUCAUGGAGAAGCUUUUGCAGCGCACGUUAAUCAACUGAAAGAGCUGAAAUUCAAAAUUGCCAAAUUAAAAAUAUCCUUUGCUCCCAAAGCACACCACCUUAAGAGUUCAAGUAGUAGCAAUCUCAGCAAGCCAAGAUGGAACUGCAAAGGACGUAAAACAGACCAAAAGAAUGGCAGCAGUGAUAAAAUAAACCGCAAGAACUCAACCGACGUGAGCUUUCCACAGCAACUGCACGGGGGCACACAGCGAACACCUGUAAAUACGAACGCAAAUCAUGCAACUAGUAGCAAUAACCAGUAUAAAAGUUCUUCUUAUCCAAAUUUUAUCAGUGGGGCUUCGAUUCCGGUGCAACCAUUUCAUCAUUCGAAAACACAAGUAACCACCAACCAACAAUCGAUGUUCGUAAACCAACCAAACUUUGUCCCCACUUCUUCACAUCAACAGCAGCAACAUAGACGGUCUCUUAGCAACUUAGUCGUAGUAUCUUCAGCCCAAGGAAGUUUGUCACCAUCAGCUACGAUCACUUGUGGAGUUAGUUCUCCAAUGUCGCCAAAACCGAAUACACAGAGUUGCAAUGAUGGCAAGAACAGGAAAACUAUGGUCAAUAGAAAUCAACAGCAGCAACAACAACAGCAACCACAACAACAACAACUUAGUGAAUUGCAAUCGAACCCAACAUCAUCAGGUAAUGUUGCUCCAAAACCAAUGGAAAAAACAAUGGCUGCAGUUGUUUUGGAAAAUUUGGCGAAGUUAGACCAACUUGUAAAGAAAUAGGCCUAUGAUGUGAAGAAAACAAAUUUACUAUUCAAAUCUACAUAAAUGUUUUAUUUUAUU